GAAGGUGUCGCGAUGACUCUAUGUGCCCAAUUCAACCCAUAAGACUAAAGCCCUAUCCUCUUUCUUUCUCAUUCUCAGGAAUCGCGAUUGCAGCCUCUCUCUCUCUCUCUCUUCUCGCUCUUGGUCCACCCCUCCUCACUAUGUUUUUUUAUCAACCCUAAAAUCCCUGCGUAUAAAUCACGCGAUCUCUCUCUACUUGCUAUCAUUGUGUUGUCAAACAAAAAAGAAGAAGAAGAAGAAGAAGAAGAAGAAGAAGCAGGUGGAUUUCAUUUUCAAAAGACGAUUUCACUUUAGUAACGAAAUUGAGCGAGACUGCUGAACAUUUUCAAAGACGCAAAGCAAUAGAACAGGCUACUGAACAUUUCAAAAACCAUGUACGGAUCCAGAGGGGCAAUGUUGGGAAGCGGGGGGGUUUCGGAUGGGUACGAGGUCGGCUCAAAGAGACAAAGAAUGAUGGAAUCAAAUCCCUACUUCGCAGUGAGCAGUGGUCCUAGUGGUUUUCAACCCUACAGCUACGGUGGUGGAUUUCAGCCCCCUGCCUUUCCUGUGGUUCGUCUGAGGGGGCUUCCUUUCAACUGCACUGAUAUAGACAUCAUCAAGUUCUUUGCUGGACUGGACAUUGUGGAUGUGCUGUUGGUCAAUAAGAAUGGACGGUUCUCAGGAGAGGCCUUUGUCGUCUUUGCAGGGUCCAUGCAGGUUGAGUUUGCUUUACAGAGAGAUCGACAGAACAUGGGGCGUAGGUAUGUGGAAGUUUUUAGGUGCAAGAGGCAGGAUUAUUACAAUGCUGUUGCUGCAGAGGUGAAUUAUGAAGGGAUCUAUGACACUGAUUAUCAUGGAAGUCCUCCACCACCUAAAGCAAAGAGGUUCAGUGAUAAGGAUCAAUUGGAAUACACUGAGAUUUUGAAGAUGCGGGGGCUCCCAUUUUCUGUGAAAAAACCUGAAAUAAUUGAAUUUUUUAAAGAAUUCAAACUGGUUGAAGAGAGGAUACACAUUGCGUGUCGCCCAGACGGGAAAGCUACUGGAGAGGCAUAUGUGGAGUUUGUUUCUGUUGAGGAAGCUAAAAGGGCCAUGAGCAAAGAUAAGAUGACAAUUGGUUCAAGGUAUGUUGAGUUGUUUCCUUCAACACCUGAUGAAGCUAGAAGAGCAGAGUCAAGAUCAAGGCAGUGAAGAAUCAAAGGUGGCUAGGGAUUCGGUGCUGAUUUUUGGUUUAAGUUUUAUGUUCUAUCCAGCUGCUGUUCACUUCUAUCAUUACAUGAAUUAGUUGUGAUGCUAAAGCUUACUACCUUUUAGGCGUUACGCUUAGAAUAUUCAUAUACCUAUUUUUUCAAUGUUGUAUUUAAGUUUUAAUAUGGGGACAAGUGACACUGUGAUCAUGCAAGCAGUUAGUUUGUUAGACUGCUUAUGAUUCUGGAUUGGUACUCCACCAGAAAUUAUCAGGUUAGAUGAAGGAAGAUACUGCUUUUCGAGGGCUUUGUGCAUAAAGCAACCAUGUUUGUCAUCGUCUUGUUCAAUUUAUCAUAUAAGCAACCAGUGGACACAGGCCUUAACCUGUA
Messenger RNA from Hevea brasiliensis (rubber tree), 1553 nucleotides. RefSeq lists its product as uncharacterized. The record is from RefSeq and is a predicted model, not a curated record. The coding region runs from base 373 to 1167 and encodes 264 amino acids. Gene Ontology annotation, molecular function: RNA binding. Gene Ontology annotation, cellular component: ribonucleoprotein complex. The transcript has 3 exons. NCBI's taxonomy places the organism in Eukaryota, Viridiplantae, Streptophyta, Magnoliopsida, Malpighiales, Euphorbiaceae.